AUGGUCAACUGGGGCUAUGCUAUUGCUCUUUUGCCGAUUUACGUUUUUAUCUGGCUUCCUAUCUCGCAUAUACUGUUUGGCGCUGCAAAGAACCCCGCCGAUGCUCGCUAUAGAACUCUCAACAGCUCGUUAAUCGCUUCCAACGACCCUCUUCCAUGUAUUUCCCAUAGUUACUAUACCUUUAUUCUUUCGCAGGAGCCUUUGAUUAUAUAUAUUGAGAACUUCCUUAGUUCCCAAGAAUCGGAUCACCUGCUUCAAAUAAGUGAAGAUAAAUUCGCCCCCUCCACUGUCUCGACCGGUCCAGAGACCUCUAUUAAAAGGGACAUACGCCUCUCCGAAGUCGCUCUCAUUGACCGAGACGAAAUUGUCCGCUGUAUCGAGCACCGUGCUCGCGCCUUUCAAGGAUGGCGUCCAGAGCUACACAUCGAGAGACUGAGAACGCAGAGGUAUGGCGUGGGAGGCCAUUAUGGGGAUCACUAUGAUUGGAGCGGCGCUAGCAGAGAGGCUGACCGUGUAAGUACCUUUAUGGUAUAUGUCAAAGCCGACUGUGAUGGCGGUGGGACAAAAUUUCCGAGGAUAAAGAUGCCAUUUGUUGGAAAUAAUACCAGGUGGUGCGAAUUUUUAGAAUGUGGAAAGCAAGAAGGGGGUAUUGGAACAGGAGAAGAUUGGGGAGUUACCUUCAAGCCAAUUGGAGGAAACGCGAUCUUUUGGGAGAAUUUGCGGUCGGAUGGGAGUGGCUAUGAGGAGACCAUUCAUGCUGCCUUGCCUGUGGUAUCUGGGACGAAAGUUGGGUUGAAUAUUUGGAGUUGGGGGCCGGCUCGAAGAAAGUAG
Venustampulla echinocandica is the source of this 831-nucleotide messenger RNA. RefSeq lists its product as uncharacterized. Bases 1 to 831 code for a protein of 276 amino acids. Lineage: Eukaryota; Fungi; Ascomycota; Leotiomycetes; Helotiales; Pleuroascaceae. The record is from RefSeq and is a predicted model, not a curated record. Gene Ontology annotation, biological process: peptidyl-proline hydroxylation to 4-hydroxy-L-proline. The transcript is spliced from 2 exons. Gene Ontology annotation, cellular component: endoplasmic reticulum. Gene Ontology annotation, molecular function: L-ascorbic acid binding; procollagen-proline 4-dioxygenase activity; iron ion binding.